AAAGAAGGAAGCUUUAGAUUCUCAAUAAACGGUUUUAAAUGGUGGGUGUGGACUAAAAAUAGUUGAGAAAUGAUAUCAUUGUGAGGUUUGAAUCCGGCAACAAUGGCGGACAUGGGAAUCCCUAGAUUUAUUCAGGGUUCCCCUGUCGUUUAAUGCAUGGUAAGAAGCGGGGUUUUAUCGUUUAUACAAACAUAUUCGAGGCAGAGCUGUUCAAAAACAAGGGAUUGUUUUGGAGUGAUUAUGGGCUGCAUUUGCUCCAAAGGAGCCAAAGAUGAGAGUAUAAACGAUAAUGAGAAAGAUAAAGAUGUGAACAACAGAAGCAACAAGGAAUCAGUGCAAUUGGUCGCUCCUACACCAACAAAGAAAGAGGACCUUUUAGUUGCUCGAGGUGGCAAUGAUGGCUCCAUUCGUCGACCAUCCAAAGUUCGUCUUUCAGUGGAUAUAGCUAACUCUCCUGCUCGGGCUGACGCCGAACUUGUUGCUGCCGGUUGGCCUUCCUGGUUAGCUUCGGUUGCCGGUGAAGCUGUUAGGGGAUGGGUGCCUCGACGGAUCGAAUCUUUUGAGAAGUUAGAGAAAAUUGGACAAGGAACUUAUAGCAGCGUAUAUAGGGCUCGUGACCUUGAAACGGGCAAAAUAGUUGCUAUGAAGAAAGUUCGGUUUGUUAAUGUGGAACCCGAGAGUGUCCGUUUCAUGGCUAGGGAAAUCACCAUUCUACGGAAGCUCGACCAUCCAAAUGUUAUGAAGCUCGAGUGUAUAGUCACUUCAAGGAUAUCGUGCAGCUUGUAUCUCGUUUUCGAGUACAUGGACCAUGACCUUGCAGGGCUUGCAGGAAAUCCCGGCAUCAAGUUCAAGGAACAACAGAUAAAAUGUUACAUGCAACAGCUGUUUCUUGGCCUUGAACACUGCCAUAGCCGUGGUGUUCUGCACCGAGACAUCAAGGGCUCGAAUCUUUUGAUUGACAACAAUGGAGUUCUCAAGAUUGCAGAUUUUGGUUUGGCUACAGUUUUUAAAGCUGACCAAAAGCAGCCACUAACAAGCCGUGUCGUAACUCUUUGGUACAGGGCACCCGAGCUUUUGCUUGGGGCCACUCAUUACGGAGUUGCUAUAGAUUUGUGGAGUGCGGGUUGCAUCCUUGCUGAAUUAUUUGCUGGGAAGCCUAUUAUGCCAGGAAGAACAGAGGUGGAGCAAAUGCAUAAGAUCUUUAAACUCUGUGGCUCACCCUCCGAGGAGUAUUGGCAGAAAACAAAACUUCCACAUGCAACUAGUUUCAAACCUCAACAACCUUACAAACGAUUGAUUGCUGACACUUUCAGAAAUCUGCCUCAGUCUGCCUUGUCUCUUAUUGAUAAACUCCUUGCGAUCGAACCAGAAGUUCGAGGAUCUGCUACUUCAGCACUUAGAAGUGAGUUCUUCACAACGGAGCCCUUCCCUUGCACACCAUCAGAGUUGCCGAAGUAUCCUCCAAGCAAGGAACAAGAUGCCAAACAACGUAAUGAGGAAGCAAGAAGGAAAAGAGCAGAGGCUAUGAAGGGUCGAGGAGCUGAAUCGGUUAGUAGAGGUUCGCGAGAUCUUAAGGAAGCGCGUUCACCGGAAUUCAUUGCUAAGGGACAAUCAAAACCAGGCGCCACUCAUAAAUAUGAUCAUCCUAGUGCCUCGGUCCUUGAUCCUUGCAAGGUCAACUUACAAAAUGGUAUAUCUAGUUCCUCUUCGAUGAUCCAUCCUAGUGCAGUAGAUUCAUGGAACAAGACAGGUGGUACGAGAAACAUCAGCGAGUUAAGAAAACAGAAUACAAUGAAGCCUCAGGUAGCUAACACUUGCUAUACGAAAUAUGAUAGAGCAUCAAACAAAGAUCAAGCCUCGGUUUAUACAGCAAAGAAAAACAGGAUCCACUGCUCAGGACCACUGAUGCCUCCUGGGGGAAACAUUGAAGAUAUACUUAAAGAGCACGAGAGACAAAUCCAGCAGGCUGUACGAAAAGCACGUAUCGAGAAGUGAGGACAGCAGUAAACUGAAAUCGCAGCAAUGUAUAAAAUCGACUGCACGAGCAGGCUUCCUUGUAAUUAAGAAGCUUGUUCUGACAGUUCUCCGAUUUCGAUAUGCCAAGUUGCAACCCUCAUAACCUUAUCAAGUCACAACACAACGAGAUUGAGACCGAGACUGAAAUGUUAUAUUGAAUUGGGGUCAUGAGAGUCUGGUGAAAUAUUGAUAGGGUUGAUUUGUAAUCGGUUUUGAUUACAUGCAUUGCUAUUUCAAAUGCAUGAGAUGGGAGGAAUGCGCUUUGUAUAGUAGUUGAAUCUCAAAGUAAGAGGAGAAUGAUACACAACAUAAUCGGUAGGAAUGUAACAUUUUUUAUUUUAUUUUUUUCUUUAACAAAA
Messenger RNA from Gossypium raimondii (Peruvian cotton), 2375 nucleotides. RefSeq names its product probable serine/threonine-protein kinase At1g54610. Gene Ontology annotation, cellular component: cyclin-dependent protein kinase holoenzyme complex; nucleus. The record is from RefSeq and is a predicted model, not a curated record. The coding region runs from base 157 to 1995 and encodes 612 amino acids. Gene Ontology annotation, biological process: positive regulation of transcription elongation by RNA polymerase II; protein phosphorylation. The transcript is spliced from 7 exons. Gene Ontology annotation, molecular function: cyclin-dependent protein serine/threonine kinase activity; ATP binding; RNA polymerase II CTD heptapeptide repeat kinase activity. Lineage: Eukaryota; Viridiplantae; Streptophyta; Magnoliopsida; Malvales; Malvaceae.